CCAUCAGUAGGCAAGGCAGAUUAAGGAUUACUGACCUUGACAAGUUAACAGCAGUCAUUAGUCUCAGAAAAUAUACCUAGAGGAAAAAUGAAGUUUACUUUUCGGUUCCAAGUUGAGGUCCAAGAAAAUGAAACAAUUUAAAAAUCCUGGUUUGUCAACAAAUCUGAAAUGUGGAAUCUGAGGUCCUUUGAUGCUGGUUUGGACUGAGAAGAUGUUUAACAAAGUGGAAAGGUUCUGUAAGGUGUUGGGGUCAUGAUGUCACUGGGUUGUUACAAAGAGGUGAACCUGGACUAAACAAACGAGUUCUACUCGUUUUGACUGAUUUGACCUGUGCAAAGUACUUAGGUCAGUAUGGAGAGGUGGAGACAGAAACAGGUUCGUGGUCUCAGAGACAGGUUGGUAAGACUAUUCUUCAGCCCGCUCUGCUCAGACAGGUUCUGCCCUGCAGAGGGACACAUUCUCUUAUUGCUCUUGGCUAACAGCAGGUCUGCUCACCUGGAGAGGGCGGGGCCUAACAAAGCAUUACCUCAUGCGUACAUUCACAUCUUUUACACCUGGGGACUCACACUCAGUUUGGAUUUUAUUCUGAACGUCUGGACCAUGAAGGCGAAGGACAAAGAACCGACGGACCAAAAGGAGGCAAAUAAAGAUCAGAGAGACAAGGAAGGAGAGGAUGAAGGUUGGCCCCUUAAAAAAGACGACUCAUCUUCUGUCCCCAUGGACAGCAACCUGUCAGGUGAUUAUGGUGCUGCUGACAGCCCACAGAGCUCUGUUUUCACAAGGGACAAACUGUUUAAAGCUGCGUCCCGGGGGGACAAAACAAAGCUCAUCGGCCUGCUUGAAUACCUGCAAGUCAACAAGAAGAAACUCACAAGCUCAGAUUUUACAGAUGAAACAAAUGGGAAAACGGUGCUCCUGAAAGCUUUACUGAACCUGAAAGAUGGAAUAAACGACACAGUUCAGGUUUUCAUCGACACCGCAGAGAAAACCGGGGAUUUAGAAAAUUUGAUCAAUGCAUCUUAUACAGAUGCCUACUACAAAGGUCAAACGGCCCUGCACGUUGCCAUAGAAAGGAGGAGCUUAGAUCACGUCAAGCUGUUGGUUCAGAAUGGAGCAGAUGUGCAAGCCAAGGCCAGUGGCAAAUUUUUCCAGUAUAAAUCCAGACGGGGCUUUUAUUUUGGGGAGCUUCCUCUGUCUCUGGCUGCCUGCACAAACCAGCCGGACGUCGUGUCCUUCCUCAUAGACAACCCUUACAGAAGGGCUGACCCCAGCGAUAAAGACUCGCUGGGGAACACCGUGCUGCACACCUUGGUGGUCAUAGCAGAUGACACAAAAGAAAACACAGAAAUGGCUGCGAGGAUGUACGAUAAAAUUCUCCUUCAGCACUAUAAACUGGAGGAAAACAGAGGCAUUAAUUUGGAAUCGAUUGAAAAUAAAAAAGGUCUGACUCCCCUGAAGUUAGCUGCCAAGCUGGGGAGGAUCGGGCUGUUCAGACACAUGCUGAAUCGAGAAUUUGUGGACGAGGAGACGAGGCCGCUGUCGAGGAAGUUCACAGAGUGGGUUUACGGACCCGUUCACGCCUCACUUUAUGACAUGAGCUCUGUCGACACCAACGAAAACAACUCUGUGUUGGAGAUAAUUGUUUUUGGAAGCCAAAUACCGAACCGUCCUGAGAUGCUCCAGAUCGAACCUCUGCGCAGCCUUCUUCGUGAUAAAUGGCAGAGAUUUGCUUCCAAAUUAUUCCUCAUGAAUUUGGGGAUUUAUUUGAUUUACCUGACCAUCUUCACCACUGUGGCUUUCUACAGGAGGGACGGACAGCCACCAUUUCCGAUAGAAACCCCUCCAGAUGACCACCUCCGAUGUGUCGGUGAGAUCAUCAGUCUCCUCGGAGCUGUCUGGUUUCUCUAUAAGACGAUUAAGAUCUUCAAACGAAACCCUCCAAACAUUAGAGCUCUGUUUACUGAUGGAUUCAGUGAAAUUCUGUUUUUCCUGCAGGCAGUCCUCCUCCUGGUUGCUGCCUUGCUGUACUUCAUUGGGCUGAGGGAAUAUGUCGGGCCCCUGGCCAUCUCUCUGGCGCUGGCCUGGAUCAAUGUUCUGUAUUACACAAGAGGAUCCAGGCAGCUGGGGAUUUACAACGUCAUGAUGCAAAGAAUGAUCCUGGGUGACCUCCUACACUUUCUGUGUGUCUACAGCAUCUUGCAUUUUGGAUUUUCUGCUGCUGUUGUUACUCUGAUGGUUGACUCACCCGUGAUUAUGAAAAAUGACACUGUGGCACAAGAAUGGAGUCUGAACGUUCAAACGUUCACGUGCAGGAAGCCCAGUUACAGUGACAUCCGUUUCACGAUGCUGGAAUUGUUCAAGUUCACGAUCGGAAUGGGAGAUCUGGAAUUUACCGACCACGUCCAGUACAAGGAAGUGUUUAACGUCCUGCUCAUCUCGUACAUCGCUCUCACCUACAUCCUGAUGCUCAACAUGCUCAUCGCUCUGAUGGGCAACACGGUCCAAAAGAUCUCUGAGCAAAGCGAGACCAUCUGGAACCUGCAGAGAGCCUUCACGAUUUUGGACAUGGAGCAGGACCUUCCCAGGUGUCUGAAGCGUAAGCUGCAGUCCAGAGGGUCGGAGAUCAUCUGCUUAGGAAAAACCCAGGACAGAUGUCGAAGAUUUGUUAGGGUGACUGAAAAGAAUUGGAAAAAAUGGAGGUCUGAUGUUGGAGUAAAGCUGAAUGAAGACCCUGUGAAUCCUGUAAUGGAAGGACAAGCUGAAGCUGAAUCUCCUGGGACUCCGUGGAACAUAAAUCAGCUUAUGGAGAGGAUUUGGAGUCGUCGACACCAACAGCAGCAAAACCACGUUCUCUAGCUCCAAAUCUUUUUUUUUUUUUAAUGGAAGCUUUUUUUUAUUUCUUGAAAUAACCUGUAAUUAAUGCUCUCUUAGAAAAUGGAGGACAAUCAAAUCUCCACUACACUGCUAGUUUUCAAAAUAUUUUUUCACAUAUCUUAUAUAUAUUUAUACAAUUUAUAUUUUAUUCAUUUUAUUUGUGCAACAAUGAACAUGAUUAAUGAACAAGUUUUCAUCUGUUUGUUGCUGGAUGUUAGUUUAAUCUAAAAAAACUAAAUAACAUUGAAAAACACUAAGAACUAACAACACACAAAAGCUUAGAAUAACACAUAAACAAAAUGAAAAAUAAAUCAAAAUAUUUUACAAACAUUGAUAAUGGUCACAAGUUUGAUUUUUUUAGUGAUAUGUUUAUUUUUAAUUUGGCAUAAGUGUAUAAAGUGUAAGUUUCCAUAAUGCAUUUAUUACAUUUUUAGAAAAUAUCAUUUGUUGACAUAUUUUAAUGUUCCAUACAAGACUCUUUAUAUUAAAAUAACAAAGCAAAAAUUUAACUUUGUGUGUGUGCUAAAAUUGUACAUAUUUACGUUAGGUUUGAUAUACUGUUAAAUAAACUGAUUCGAUGUUGUCAAUAAAAAUAAAAUAAAAUAA
Messenger RNA from Austrofundulus limnaeus, 3480 nucleotides. RefSeq names its product transient receptor potential cation channel subfamily V member 1. The coding region runs from base 352 to 2856 and encodes 834 amino acids. Gene Ontology annotation, molecular function: protein binding; calcium channel activity. Gene Ontology annotation, cellular component: plasma membrane. Gene Ontology annotation, biological process: calcium ion import across plasma membrane. The record is from RefSeq and is a predicted model, not a curated record. NCBI's taxonomy places the organism in Eukaryota, Metazoa, Chordata, Actinopteri, Cyprinodontiformes, Rivulidae. The transcript is spliced from 15 exons.